Molecule: messenger RNA, 3546 nt
Organism: Prorocentrum cordatum
Lineage: Eukaryota; Dinophyceae; Prorocentrales; Prorocentraceae
Source: the annotation of a GenBank genome assembly
AUGGAAGAGAUCGAGCGACGCUUCCAGGCGCUCGAGGGAGCGUUGCAGGCUGCCGAACAACGGGUGCAGGCUGCCGAGGAGCGCGCCCUGGCGGCGGAGUCAGCAGCAGCGAGCGCAGGCGCCGCCGCGAGCAGGCCCGUGGCAGCGGCGAGGGCCGCGCCACAGGAUCUGGUGGACACUCGGCUUCUAGCGAAGCCGAAGGCGUUCGGAGGCAGCGAGGACGAGCGGCCAGGGUGGAGCUUCAAGAUGCUCGCGUACCUCGGGGCUCUCGACGAGCAGAUGGCCAACGAGCUGACGGCGGCCAUGACGUUCCCGCUGGAGGAGGUGAGGAACGCGAGGCUCCUGGAGGAAGGAGCGAGUCAGCGCAGUCGUCAGCUGUACUUCAUCCUCGUCCUGCUGCUGGAAGGAGCUGCACUCCAGCUCAUCAAGCCAGUCGGCGUCGGAGAAGGGUAUCGGGCUUGGAGGACACUACAAGACAUGUACGAGCCCGACAGACCCGGUCGCCAUGCAGGACUGCUGCAAGAGCUGAUCGCGUUCCAGUUCCCAGAGGACAACAUCGCGGGGAUGCUGGCGGACUUCGACUUCAAGGUCACGAAGUACGAGAGCCAGAGCCACGAGAGGAUUGGGGACAGGAUCAAGAUGGCGAUCCUUCAGCGGGGGAUUCAGGACGAAGCUCUUCGAGCGCACCUGGUCCACAAUGCGUCGAGGCUGGUCACGUGGGAGCUCAUGCGCAACGAGGUGCACAUGGUGAUCUCGACGAGGAGCGCCAUCUCAGCAGUGCCGCCACCAGUUCCGAUGGACACGAGCGCGCAGGAGUCGAAGCCGACGGGAGCUCCACCAGCGGCGAGCGCCGCGGGGAGCGCGGCACCGGUGAUGGCGAUCGCGACCGAAAGCGGGGCAGAGCCACUGUGGUGCCUCGCGAUCGAGCUGGAAGAAGGGCAAGAGUCGUUAUCGAGUGGAGCAGCAGCGACGCCCUCAGCACCAGCGACGACAGCGAUCCACCUUCGUUCGAGCGGGCCGUCAAACGAGCACGCGCAGCAGAGGCAGCCAUUCUUGGUCGGUGCCAGCCCAACCGAGCAGCUGAGCCAGCCAGAGGCAGCAAACGAGCACGAGCAGCCGAGGCAGCCAUUCUUGGUCGGGGCCAGCCCGAUCGAGCAGCUGAGCCAGCCAGGGGCAGCAGACGAGCACGAGACGUUCGAGAACAAGGAGAUCAUCGGUAUCAAUGAGCACUGGGUCAUGGUGAAUUCGGGUGCUGCGCGAUCGGUGUGCCCGCCGAGUCACGGGGCCCACGAGACACUCAGAGACCUGAGCGAGCGCAUCAGGCUGGUCGGAGCGAGCGGCGACGACAUCCCGUGCCACGGCGAGCGCUUCGUCACGUACGCGAAGGACGGGCACAAGAUCGGGGUGGACUACAAGGUCGCCGACGUCAAGAGGCCGCUGGGCGUGUCGCAGGCGGUCGACAAGGGCACGUCGUGGGUGUUCACGCCGAGCGGGAGCUACAUGAUCCCGAAGCCGAUCGAGUUCUCGGACCCAGACGCCGUGCCGCUGGUCAGGCGCAACGACUUGUUCUACCUCAAGAUGGACAGGUACGGUGAAGGCGUCAAGAACUCGCUCGUCAUGCCGGCCGAGGCGAGCGAGCCGGCAGCGCAGGCAGUGCUCGAGGAGUCCGUGCCAGUUCGAGUCAAGAAGGAUCCGGUGAAGCCAAGCCUGGCCGAGCAGAGGACGCACGAGCUGGUGCACAUUCCGGCGAGGUCCUGGUGCUGGGUGUGCGUCAGAUCCAAGUUCACGGACGACCCGCACUACAAGGCCGGGCACGAGCGCACGGGCGACGAGGUCCAGAUCGACUACUACUUCCUGGGCCAGCUGAGCAUCCUCAACAUGGUGCACAUGAACUCCCAAGCUAUUCAUGGCAUCAUGGGGCCGAAGGGUACCGACGCCUACAUGGUCAAGACAGCGGUCGCCACCCUUGAGAACUGGGGGCUGGAUCGCAUCGUGCUGAAGCACGACCAGGAGGCGUCGAUCACGGCCCUGGCGAGGGAGAUCAAGGCUCAGCGGAAGGCGCCCACGAUGAUCGAGUCAGCUCAGCGGGCUAACCAUCAUGGAGUCGGUGGAGUGGAGCGCGCCAACGAGGAGCUCGGCAAGCAGAUCAGGGCGCUGCUGUUCUCGGUGGGCGACAACUACAAGCGGGAGCUCCCAGCCGAUCAUGGGCUUCUACCUUGGCUCAUUCGGCACGCUGGCUGGCAGCUCAACCGCUUCGCGGUGCACGGCAACGGCAAGACGACCUACGAGGUGCUCAAGGGGAGGCCAUAUCGGGGCGAGCUCGUCAACUUCGCGGAGAGCGUUUGGGCGAGGGACCCCACGCCGACCUCCAAGCUGCAGCCUCGGUGGCACGCGGCGGUGUGGCUGGGCAAGACAGAGGUUUCGGACGAGCACCUGGUGGCGGGUCCAACGCGCACGACGAGGGUGCGCACGGUGAGACGGCGACCGGAGGGCGAGCGGUUCGUGCUGGAGGAGCUGGACAAGUUCGCUGGGGUGCCGUGGGACAUGCACCGGGCUCCACAGAUCGGCAUCGUGCCGGCGGGAGCGCCCCAGGUGGAGCCGAACCAGCAGCGGCUGAUGCCGCCACCUCCGCCACCGCCGGUGGCCUUACCGGCUGCGGGCCCGGAGGCGCUGGUGCCACCAGCGAUGGUCGGGCCGGCGCCGCCCGCGGGGCCAGGAGGCGCAGGGCUGAGGUCGACGUACAACACGAGGGCGUUGAUCGACAAGUACGGCUGGACCCCCAUGUGCCCGAGGUGCGUCACAGGCAUGGGAUCGCACAGCGAGGAGUGCCGGAAGAGGAUCGAGAACGAGCUGCGCAAGGAGGAGAUGGCCAGGGCAGCGGCGGAGGCCGCGCCCUCGUCGGCAGCGGCGGGGGCUGCGCCGACGCCGGCGGCGGCGGGAGCCGCGCCGGGGCCAGCGGCUGGGGCUGGAGACGGCAGGCCAGGAUCGUCCGGAGAUGCCAGCAUGGCGCCUCGCGACGACCAGGGCGAGGCGUCGGCGAAGAGGCCGCGCCAGACAGCGGCGAUCACAGUCGGGUCGCUCGCAGUCGGGGCCUUCGUGGAGAUCAAUCCCUGCACGUACGAAGGCCUGGACCAGCAGUCCCACGAGGAGCUCGAGACGGUCACGGAGAUCGAGAGCUGCGAGCCGCUGGAGAUCGGGAUGUUCGAGGUCAGCCCCGUCGAGCCGGCGGCGAUCACGGUCCUGCCAGACACGGAGAAGCACGUGUACGACGCGAGGAGCGGGAAGGAGCUCCCCAGGGACCUGGUCAGGCGCGGGCGCGAGGCCGAGAUCGAGGAGAUGCGGCGACACGGCGUCUUCGAGGAGGUCCGCGUGGCCGAGAGUCGGGGCAAGGUGGUGCGUUUCAAGUGGGUCGAGGACCUGCGCGCCAAGGACGGCGCCCCCUUCGUUCGUUCCCGAGGCGUCGCCAUGGAGAUCAACACGUACGGCCGAGAGGACUGCAACGCGGGCACGCCGCCGAUCGCCAUCGUCAGGGCGAUCGUCUCCUUG